AUGAAUGGAGUAGGAACAUCGUCCCUUAUGGCGGUUGAGAAAGUGACAGACGAUGAAUCCCUCACAUCCUAUGCUCAUCUGAGUCAUCUCAAGUCCAACAUCACAGAAUCAUCUUUGAUUCUCGAAAAGCUUUUGCUAUCAACUACUUCCCCUAUAUGGGGAUGGGGGAUCAGUCACACUCCUCCCACCUUGAAAACAACUUCCCCGGCCCAUUUACAGAAGCUCACAUUCUUCAAACCUUCCCACCAACAAAAUGGCUUUGUGCCACACCAUCAUCAUCUUGGAAGUGGUUGA
Messenger RNA from Linum trigynum, 294 nucleotides. NCBI's taxonomy places the organism in Eukaryota, Viridiplantae, Streptophyta, Magnoliopsida, Malpighiales, Linaceae. The record is from the annotation of a GenBank genome assembly.